Euleptes europaea (tarantolino) is the source of this 1053-nucleotide messenger RNA. It is a transcript of the gene CEBPA, whose product is annotated as CCAAT enhancer binding protein alpha. NCBI's taxonomy places the organism in Eukaryota, Metazoa, Chordata, Lepidosauria, Squamata, Sphaerodactylidae. The coding region runs from base 1 to 1053 and encodes 350 amino acids. Gene Ontology annotation, molecular function: RNA polymerase II cis-regulatory region sequence-specific DNA binding; DNA-binding transcription factor activity, RNA polymerase II-specific. The transcript is spliced from 2 exons. The record is from RefSeq and is a predicted model, not a curated record. Gene Ontology annotation, biological process: myeloid cell differentiation; DNA-templated transcription; regulation of transcription by RNA polymerase II.
AUGGGGAGGCGGCGGGCCGGCCGGAGCGCGGCGAGAGCGAGGCAGGGCGGCGAAGGGCGCGCGUCGGAACGCACACCAUGCGCGGCGGCUCGCUUUAGCGCCCCGAUGGAGCCGGGCCACUUCUACGAGGCGGACUCGCGCCCCCUGCAGCCCCGCCACCACCUCCCCCAGCAGCCGCCGCAGCCCCUGCCCGCCGCCCUCCAGCACCACCACCACCACCCCCCGCCGCCGCCGCCGCCGCCGCCGGGCCCCGCCUACGGCUACCUGCCGGCGGCCGAGCUGCAGGAGCUGUGCGAGCACGAGAACUCCAUCGACCUGAGCGCCUACAUCGACCCGGCCGCCUUCAACGACGAGUUCCUGGCCGACCUCUUCCAGCACACCAAGCAGCAGCAGCAGCAGGAGCGCGCCCACAAGGCCGGCCUGGACUGCGCCAUGGCCGGCCACGGCCACCACGGCCCCCACGGCGCGCUCUACGGCUACGCCGACAAGCCGGAGGGCGGCGCGGCCUACGAGCGCCUGCAGGGCCCCCCGCCGCCGGGCCUGCGGCCGCUGCUCAUCAAGCAGGAGCCCCGCGAGGACGACGAGGCGGCGGCGCUGGCCGCCCUCUACCCGCCCCCCGCGCCGCCCCCCGCCGCCGCCGCCUGCAGCCACCUCCAGUACCAGGCGGCGCGCUGCGCCCAGACCGCCGUGCACCUGCAGCCCGGCGGGCAGCCCACGCCGCCGCCCACGCCCGCCCCCAGCCCCCACGCCGCGCCCCCCCCGCCGCCGCCGCGCCUCCACGCCCCGGGGGGCAAGGGCAAGAAGUGCGUGGACAAGGGCAGCAGCGAGUACCGCGUGCGCCGCGAGCGCAACAACAUCGCCGUGCGCAAGAGCCGCGACAAGGCCAAGCAGCGCAACGCCGAGACGCAGCAGAAGGUGCUCGAGCUGAGCGGCGACAACGAGCGGCUGCGCAGGCGGGUGGAGCAGCUCAGCCGCGAGCUCGACGCCCUGCGCGGCAUCUUCCGGCAGCUGCCCGACAGCGCGCUCGCCAAGGCCGUGGGCGGCUGCGCCUGA